Sardina pilchardus (European sardine) is the source of this 1640-nucleotide messenger RNA. RefSeq names its product E3 ubiquitin-protein ligase TRIM39-like. Gene Ontology annotation, biological process: protein ubiquitination. Gene Ontology annotation, cellular component: cytoplasm. The coding region runs from base 94 to 606 and encodes 170 amino acids. Gene Ontology annotation, molecular function: ubiquitin protein ligase activity; protein binding. The record is from RefSeq and is a predicted model, not a curated record. NCBI's taxonomy places the organism in Eukaryota, Metazoa, Chordata, Actinopteri, Clupeiformes, Clupeidae. The transcript has 2 exons.
CAGUGCACACUGCAGGAUCCAGAGAGGGUUUCAGGAGCUCUGAUCAAUGUGGCAAAGCACCUGGACAACCUGAAGGUCAACGUCUGGAAGAAAAUGAUUGCUCCUGUGACUCUGGAUCCCAACACUGCACACCCAGAUCUCAUCCUGUCUGAGGAUCUGACCAGUGUGAGAUACGUUAGAAAUAACCCAGAGAGGUUUGAUACGUAUGCCAGUGUCCUGGGCUCUGAGGGCUUUAACUCAGGGACUCACUGCUGGGAUGUGGAGGUUGGAGAGAACACAGAGUGGACUGUGGGUGUGAUGACAGAGUCUCUCCAGAGGAAGGGAAACUUUAUCUCCAAGAGUGGAUGGUGGUCUGUGUUUUAUAAAAAUGGUGAAUAUAGAGCAGGUGCUGCACCACAGCCCUCCACUCUCCUCACAGUGCAGCAGAAACUCCAGAGGAUCAGAGUGCAGCUGGACUGGAACAGAGGAGAGCUGUCAUUCUCUGACCCUGAUAAUAACACACACAUACACACUCUCACACACACUUUCACUGAAAGAGUGUUUCCGUACUUUAAUACUGAGUGUAGUCUCUCUCCUCUGAGGAUCCUACCAGUGAGUCCUCAGUAGCAUCAGAGCAGCACUGAUGGAGCUGAAGGUGUCUCUGACUGGACUCUCAUGAGGCCAGUAGGUGUGAUCAUGGAGGUGUGCUGAAUAUAACACACUUAAAGCAGGAGAUGUAUUGAUUCAUUAACACACCAAGUAUACUUAUGAUGAUCGAGUAUACUAAUUAUGACCGAAUAUACUAUUGAUGACCGAGUAUACUAAUGAUGAGUAUAUUGAUGACCGAGUAUACUAAUGAUGACCUAGUAUGCUAAUGAUGAUCGAGUAUACUAAUGAUGGCUGAGUAUGCUAAUGAUGGCUGAGUAUACUAAUGAUGAAUGUGGGUCAGAUUUGAACCCUGAAUGUGGUACAGAUGCAAUUGCUCCUCCCCCCAGACUGUGUCACUUCAGAAUAGAGUAAUGCUCUGCCCUGAUUGGAUGCUGAAGGUAAAAAGGGUGGGGCAGAACAAGAUUGGAGCUGUAGUUUGGCUCACGUGACUUUAACUUUAAUUUACAUGUAAAGUAAUUAAAGGGAUCAAUGAAAGUGAGAGAAUGCAUUCUAUUUAAGCCACUAAUUUCAAAAUGUGUGCCAACAGACAAAGAUUGUGUAGUCUGGUGAUCUGGUGUGAUAUUAUUGACACAAACAAUAAAAUGUCUACAUGAUUGACUGAUAACCACUUUGAAUUUUACCUUUUUCUAACAAUGCAGUUUGAUGACAAUUUACAGAUGAUUAUUAGCUAACAAGCCACAACCAGCAGCUGAAUUCCAGCACUGAAUAAUCAGCCAGAGGAAACAUUCAUGGAGACACGGGGCCACCUAGUGGCGGUAACCAAGAACUGCAGAAGUUUUGAGAGACAGAUAUUGAAACACAACUGUAAUUAAUGUCUUAAUGAGCUACUGUAUAUUGUCAUAAUGGAAGCUACGGGAUCAUUCACCUCCUUAUGGUGUACAUGUUUUUGUCCCUGUGCCUAGAUAUUUAUUUGUUGAACAUGUGCUUUUGCCAAAGUCAUCUUGUAAACUGUGCAGUUAUUCAUUAUUAUGAAAUGACUUUGGAGUCACCGC